This is a messenger RNA of Pelodiscus sinensis (Chinese soft-shelled turtle), 952 nucleotides long. The record is from RefSeq and is a predicted model, not a curated record. NCBI's taxonomy places the organism in Eukaryota, Metazoa, Chordata, Testudines, Trionychidae.
CUCAUCGGGGAGUGUGGUCCCGACAGUCUGUCGUACAUGCUCAUGGGGAAUGUUGGUGGAAGGGGCUUCUACAGCCACGGCAGCUAGGCUGGUGUGUGCAGGGAGAUCGCUGAUGCACUGCAGUUCCCUCAGGAAGCCGGCGGUGUGUCCGGGAGCGAGACGUGCUGGUCGCAUAGGGUCUGAGUCUCGACAGAGCUGGAUAACCCUGCUGUAAGGAAGCUACAGCCUGAGAUGAUAGGCUGUCUGGGAUUUCCAGGGUUGUGGCAGAUGGGUUCUUCUUUCUCCAGCAGGGAACCUGACAUGCUACGAGUGCAUCGGCCAAACGGAGGCCUGCAAUGAGACUGUAGGGACUUGCCAAGAUGACCAGGCGACAGGCGGUUGCAUCUCCACGACACAAGACAUUUCACUGGCCGGGAAUGUGCUGAUGUCCUACUCCAAGCAAUGCCUCAGCACCUAUAACAGUGAAAUAAAGGGUCCCCUCUCUUUCACGGUGGGAAAUGGCUACUACCUGAGGAUCAAUGUCACACAAUGCAACACAGAUUCGUGCAACUCAGCCCUACCUCAAGUGACCCCAGACACCACCCCGAACGGGCUGCAGUGCCCAACCUGCUUUGCUCUGAACUCCGAUACCUGCAACGGCGUAAUCACCCCCUGCACAGGGCAAGAGACCUAUUGCCUGGAAUUGACUGGCUCUCUGUUAGAAAGUAAGUUCUGCCACCUGGUUUCGGGGCGGGAGUUGCCCAGUAACCUCACACCCCUGGAGUUCCCCAGAGACCUGGUGGGACCCGGAGUCUGUGCCAAGCCCUAAGCAGGUGGGGCUGCCAAGACGGGUUUACCUCCCAGCCCAGAAUCCCCCACCCCAGCGAUGCCGCGCUGGUCUGGGGGUGAUGGCAGAAGGGUCCUUACCAGGGGGAGUGCUGUGAAGUCAGGGAUGCAGAGCUGGGGAAGAGAA